UUAAACUUCAGACUGUCAAAAUAAUAUUUCUUGUUCCUGAACCUUCUUGGGCUUGAAAGUGUUUUUCUCUGAUCUCAUCUUUGUUGUUCUAGGAAUUAUAUUUGGAUUAAGAGUGGGUAACAUGACAAUGUUCUUUAGAUGACUUUUAACGUCUUAUAAAUUCCCGUUACAGAUAGCUAAGAACAAGCAGUAUGCUAUGCACACAGAAGUCACGGCAUUAAAGCAAGAAAAGAGCCCAGUGCCCGGUGCUGAUGAAUGGCUGCUUGAAGGGUGCAGGGCACUGGGUGGACCCAAAAGAGAUUUUCUUAAGAAGGGCUCAGAACCAGAGACCUCUCAGAACCUUGGUGGUGGUCAUGCAUGCUCGGUCAGGGAUGAUGAGUUUCAAUUCCAAGGGCUCCGGCACACUGUGACGGCCAGGCAGUUGGUCGAAGUUAAGCUUCUGGACAUGAAAACAGUUGAGCAGCUGCGACUUGGCCUUAAGACCGUUGAAGAAGUUCAGAAAACUCUGAGCAAGUUUUUGACAAAAGCCACCUCCAUCGCAGGGCUUUACCUAGAAUCCACAACAGAAAAGAUUUCAUUUUCCUCAGCUGCCAAGAAACUCAUCAUCGAUAAGAUGAUGACUUUAGCAUUUUUAGAAGCUCAGGCGGCCACGGGUUUCAUAAUUGACCCCCUUUCAGGGCAGACCUAUUCUGUUGAGGAUGCAAUCCUUAAAGGUGUGGUUGACCCCGAAUUCAAAAUCAGGCUCCUUGAGGCAGAGAAGGCGGCCCUGGGGUAUCCAUGUUCUUCUAAGACACUGUCAGUGUUUCAAGCCAUGGAAAAUAGAAUGCUUGACAGGCAAAGGGGCAAACAUAUGUUGGAGGUGCAGAUUGCCAGUGGGGGCGUCAUCGACCCCGUGAGGGGCAUUCGGGUUCCUCCAGAAGUUGCCCUGCAGCAGGGGCUGCUAAAUAACGCCAUCCUGCAGUUUUUACAUGAGCCAUCCAGCAACACCAGAACCUUUCCCAAUCCCAAUAACAAGCGAACCCUGUACUACUCAGAGUUACUGCGCAUGUGUGUCUUUGACGUAGACGGGCAGUGCUUUCUGUUUCCAUUUGGGGAGAGGAACAUUUCCAAUCUCAAUGUAGCGAAAACUCACAGGAUUGCUGUCGUCGAUACUAAGACAGGAGCAGAACUGACUGCCUACGAGGCUUUCCAGAGAAACCUGAUUGAGAAAAGUACCUACCUUGAGCUGUCGGGGCAGCAGUAUCAGUGGAAGGAAGCCACGUUUUUUGAGUCUUAUGGGCAUCCCUGUCGUAUGCUGACUGAUACUAAGACAGGAUUACAGUUCAGUAUCAGCGAGGCCAUAGAGCAGGGAACCAUUGACAAAGCCUCCAUCAAAAAGUAUCAGGAAGGCUUCCUCACACUCACAGAACUCGCUGAUUCCUUGCUGAGCAGAUUAGUCCCCAAGAAGGACUCGCACAGUCCAGUGGCGGGGUACUGGCUGACUUCCAGUGGGGAGAGGAUCUCUGUGCUGAAGGCCACACGUCGGAAUCUGGUUGAUCGGAUCACUGCCCUCCGAUGCCUUGAAGCCCAAGUCAGUACCGGGGGCAUCAUUGACCCUCUGACCGGCAAGAGGUACCGGGUGGCCGAGGCCUUGCACAGAGGCCUGGUGGACGAGGGGUUUGCGCAGCAGCUGCGGCAGUGUGAGUUAGUCGUCACGGGGAUCAGUCACCCUAUCAGUAACAAAGGGAUGUCAGUGGUGGAAGCUGUGAGUGCAAAUAUCAUAAGUAAGGACAUGGGAAUCCGCUGUCUGGAAUUUCAGUACUUGACAGGGGGGCUGAUUGAGCCUCAGGCCCAGUCCCGCUUGUCGAUUGAAGAAGCCCUCCAAGUAGGGAUUAUAGAUGUCUUCAUUGCUACAAAGCUCAAAGAUCAAAAGUCCUAUGUCAGAAAUAUCCUCUGUCCUCAAACGAAAAGAAAGUUGACAUAUAAAGAAGCCUUAGAAAAAGCUGAUUUUGAUUUCCACACAGGACUUAAACUCCUAGAAGUAUCUGAACCCUUGAUGACAGGGAUUUCCAGCCUCUACUAUUCUUCACAGUAGGACCUGUUUAUAGAACCAGAGUCAGGGGUGAUGCUGUCUAGUUCAUCUGCUGUGUCCACAGCUUGAUGGUAUGAGAUCCACGGCCUAGUAAUUGUGUGACAUGCUCGACGCACUGUUAAUUUCUUGAGGGCUGGAAACACCUGACUGCUCAGAAGAGGGAAUACUUUUAAUUUUUAAAAAUUUUUAAUUUUUUUAGAUUAAGUUUUAUCGGAAUGCAGACACGUUGUUGUGUACAUAUUGUCUUUGGCUACUUUUGGGUACAAGGACAGAGUUGAGUAGUUCUAACAGUAACCAUAUGGCUCACAAAGCCUAAAAUAUUUGCUCUCUGGUCCUUUCCAGAACAAAGUUUGCUGUCUCCUGAUCUGGAAGAAUUUGCAUCACUCCUUUAGACUAAAAGUCAGGAGGCUUGGAUUUUAGACUCCAUUCUGCCCUAGAGAGAUUACUUUUAAAAUGGAAAAUAACAAAAGAUUUACUGCUCUUCAUAAUGGUUCCAUUUAGCUUUGAGAUUCGUUUUUUGACUCCUACCCAAACUAAAAUAAAAGUAUUUUACCUGGAAUAUGGGAUAAGCUUGAGGAACUCCAGCGAGUUUACAGCAUUCUUUCUUCAGAACUCUGCAUCGCUGCCUGGAUCCAGCCUGGUGUCAGGGUUCCCAUUUAUUAUAUGAUUCAUUACACUCACUGAAAGAGCACUUAAAAAAGAACCGUGGAAUCACAGAGGAAAAUGUAAACUUGUUCUCACAUCCGUGAGGCUGUAGUGUUUCAGAUUGCCUUGAAAAAUGAACAUUUUUAGUUUUUCUGUAUGUCGUAAUCUUCUUUACGUAUUAUAUUUUACCACCAUCU
This is a messenger RNA of Eubalaena glacialis (North Atlantic right whale), 2913 nucleotides long. RefSeq names its product plectin-like. Gene Ontology annotation, molecular function: structural molecule activity. Gene Ontology annotation, cellular component: cytoplasm; cytoskeleton; intermediate filament. Lineage: Eukaryota; Metazoa; Chordata; Mammalia; Artiodactyla; Balaenidae. The transcript has a single exon. The coding region runs from base 197 to 2074 and encodes 625 amino acids. The record is from RefSeq and is a predicted model, not a curated record. Gene Ontology annotation, biological process: wound healing; intermediate filament cytoskeleton organization.